GUUCAACACCAGCACACAACGCAACGAAAAAGAUGGCCACCGACGCAGGAAUUCGUCGCCCGCGUACCCGGCGUCAACAUCUCUUCGUUAAAGAGCUCAAGUCCUUAAUGUACGCCUUCGGUGACGACCCAGACCCACUUCCGGAAUCGGUUCAGGUCCUCGAUGAGAUUGUCACCGAUUACAUUAUCGAUAUGUGCCAUGACGCGGCAAGGAUGGCUUCCAGGGGUGGGAGGAAUAAGAUCAAGGUGGACGACUUCAAGUUUGCGCUCAGGAAGGAUCAGAGGAAGUUGGGAAGGGUGGAGGAGCUGUUGAUUAUGUCUAAGGUUAUCGCCGAUGCCAGGAAGCAGUUUGAUGAUAAGCAGGAGGUUAAUGAUAUUGCGGGUACUGGGAAGUAGUGAGGAGAGGGCGGAGGACGAGAAUGGUACAAAAAUUAUGGGUGUAUUAUUAUGAUGAGGUGUUUUGCGGGUUAUUUCAUCGUGAUUUCCUUACAUGAAAGGGGUUUUCUUUUGUGGGAUGACCGGUUUGUUUUUUUUGACCCUAUGUACAACAUACCAUACAUGCUAUUAUGAUACAGAUACAA
Tuber melanosporum (Perigord truffle) is the source of this 580-nucleotide messenger RNA. RefSeq lists its product as uncharacterized. Gene Ontology annotation, molecular function: protein heterodimerization activity. Bases 33 to 395 code for a protein of 120 amino acids. Gene Ontology annotation, cellular component: transcription factor TFIID complex. The transcript is spliced from 2 exons. The record is from RefSeq and is a predicted model, not a curated record. Lineage: Eukaryota; Fungi; Ascomycota; Pezizomycetes; Pezizales; Tuberaceae. Gene Ontology annotation, biological process: transcription by RNA polymerase II; RNA polymerase II preinitiation complex assembly.